This is a messenger RNA of Pseudovirgaria hyperparasitica, 1510 nucleotides long. RefSeq names its product ribosomal protein L1. The record is from RefSeq and is a predicted model, not a curated record. The coding region runs from base 94 to 1296 and encodes 400 amino acids. NCBI's taxonomy places the organism in Eukaryota, Fungi, Ascomycota, Dothideomycetes, Acrospermales, Acrospermaceae. The transcript has 3 exons.
UUGCACUCUUGGCACCUCGCGCUACUCCCAAGAAAAGUCGGCAGCACUAGCAACUGCUGCAAUAUCGCAGAGAACAACUCGACACACACAAGAAUGGCGCGCGAUAGUAAAGCACUCGCUGUAAAAAGUGAUUCUCAAGCCAAGCCAGAGCCCACACAAAUCUUGAAGGCGACUAAAGCCCUCGUAAAACAUAUCAGGAAAGAUCUCGCGACGAAAGAAGGAGACGAGCCGAAGACAAAUCUACUUGCAGAUGCGGACCAGGAGGACGAUGACGAUGAGGACGAUGUUCCCGUGUGGCUAUUGAUCACAACCAAAAAGCACAUUGUCGACAAACAACGAUUAAAGCCAGGAAAAGUGAAAGUCCCACACACUCUCCAUGCAUCGCCCAAUACUCGCAUUUGCCUCAUCACGGCCGAUCCCCAGCGGAGAUACAAAGAUAUUGUCGCACAUCCCUCCUUUCCGCCAACACUUGCGUCGCGCAUCGGCCGCGUUAUUGGCAUGAGCAAAUUGAAAGCGAAAUACAAGUCCUACGAGAGUCGGCGACAGUUGUAUGGGGAGUACGACAUGUUCCUUGCCGAUGACCGCAUCAUCACAGGUUUGCCUCAAGUACUCGGCAAGAUAUUCUACAAGGGCAGCGCCAAGAGGCCGAUUCCUGUAUCUCUGAUCGGCGAUGAGAAGAAGUCGAAAGAUGCAGUAGCCAAGAGACCACAGCAGUCAGCCAAAGAAAAGGUUGGCGCACAAGUCGGCGAGGCCCAGGCUGUCGCAAGAGAUAUUGAGCGUGCCCUCAGCUCUGCGUUGGUGCAUCUUUCGCCUGGUACAUCGACAUCAAUCAAAAUUGGGCUGGCGAGCUGGGACCCGAAGAAACUGCAGGAGAACGUCGAGGCGCUGGUGCCGGCCGUAGUCGAAAAGUUUGUACCACAGAAAUGGGCCAAUGUACGCUCUAUACACAUCAAAGGCCCUCACACCACAGCGCUCCCAAUCUGGCUUGCAGAAGAGCUGUGGGUUGAUGAGAAUGUGGAUGUCACCGAGACCAAGUUUGAGCCGCCAACGAAGCUUCAGCGAAGAGCUGAGCGGAGAGAGCGAAGAAAGUUGAUUGAAGCCGCCGAGGCUACCUACGAAGCACCAAGCGCGAUUGAAGAGUUUGAUGAGGUCAAUGAAGAUGGUGUUAUCGAGAACCCCAGCAAGAAGAGGAAGCGCAUCGAUAAAGACGUUGCAGAUAUGCUUGCAGUAAGGAAGGCGACUGCAAAGAAGAUGAAACAGAAGGUCAUGGACGAAGCAGGUGGAGUGUCUUUAUGAUUGCAUGUUUGGAGUUCGGGAUAUGGUGUCUGGAGCAUACCACUAGACGCCUUUCUCAUUUGUAUGGUAUAGUAGAAAAGUAUUGCACGCAACGGGCAGGCUGCGCGUAGCAGACGAGGUGAAAAUUUAUGAAGCUCUAUUUGAGUUCCUGAUAUUUUAGGUAUUCUUGGACCUUUCCGAGUGCACUCUUAGACGUUGGUCCGAAGAACUCUUU